Molecule: messenger RNA, 2267 nt
Organism: Nerophis ophidion (straightnose pipefish)
Lineage: Eukaryota; Metazoa; Chordata; Actinopteri; Syngnathiformes; Syngnathidae
Product: transmembrane protein 100-like
Exons: 2
Coding region: 438-896 (152 amino acids)
Biological process (GO): cellular response to BMP stimulus
Source: RefSeq, a predicted model, not a curated record
AGGGAUGGAAGGUUCCGAGAGGGUGACCCACAAGUCCAAAAGAAAAAGGAGCCGUGUGACGUGUGGGCCAGCGUGACGCUGACUCGGCAAAGUCGGGCCGAAGAGUGCGAAGGCAGGAAAGAGUUAAAGUCUUGCGGAGUAGGAGGCGACUUUCUAUUGAUAGUCUCCUCCGUCCCUGCUGCAGUCCAGACCUUAGACCAUGCAGCUGAGGAGGAGCAAACUGGGACUUCUUCUGGACUUGAUGAGGAGGUGAGUUGCAGGUCUCCACAUGCUCGGACGGUCCCACAAGCCCACAUCCUGACACAUAAGCUGAGUGUUGAGCGCUGGCUGAUACUGCCACUGAUCCGAUAUCAGCAGGAGUCCCAAACACCAGAAAAAGGUUUUAACGAGAGAAAUUGGUCAAAAAAGCUCGUCUGUGAUUGGCUGACAAGCUAAAGAUGGCCCACCUCUUCCUGGCCAGUAAGAUGGUGCUGCCUGAAGACGGCGGUCGAGGGAACGCGGGCGGCGUCAAGAUCCCCACCAUGUUCUCCUACGUCAAGCUGGGCGGCGACAAGCCCAGGAAAGACCACGCCGUCGUCACGACGACCUCGGUGCCGCACGUCAACGAGGCCCAACUGAGCGCGGCCACGGGCGGCGCCGAGAUGUCCUGCUACCGCUGCACGGUGCCAUUCGGCGUGGUGGUCCUCAUCGCCGGCGUGGUGGUGACGGCGGUGGCCUACACCUUCAACUCGCACGGCUCCACCAUCUCCGUGCUGGGUCUGGUGCUGCUGGCGGCCGGACUGGGCCUGCUGGCGUCCAGCGCCGUCUGCUGGAGGGUCCGACUGGGCAGGAAGCGGGAGCGGAGAAGGGAGAGCCGGGCCGCCCUUGUGGUCGCUCCGGGGUACUGCCAGGCAUGAGCAGGACUUGGACCAACUGGAACCUUUGGACACCUCACCAGCACGGGUCCGGUUCUGGGCCCACCAUUCCGCUCAGAAUCCAUUCUCCAUUGAAAAACCUCCUUUUAAAAACGCAUUUGAAAAUAUUAGACUUAUAUAUUUUAAAUUCAAUUGUUGAAAGUUAUGAAUCAAUUUAGAAUAGAUUCUCUAUUGAAAAACACAUUUAUAAAAAUAGAUUCUUAGUAGGAAAAUUUUCAUUUUUUAAAAUAUUUUUUCAAAUUGAUUUUUGAAAAUUAUGAUUCGAUUUGCAAUUCCAACACGUCUUUUAAAAAGGUUUUCUUAUUAAAAAUAUAUAAUUACGUUCAUUUUUUUAAAUAUAUAAAUUUAAAAAAGAAAUUACAAACUGAUUUAGAAUCAAUUCUCAAUAAAAAAGUGUGUAAUAAAAAAUAAAACAUUUUUUUCUGAAUCGAUUAUUUAAAAUUUUGAAUCAAUUUACAAGCAAUUCUCGAUUAUAAUAACUUAGAUUUUCUAGACACUUAAAGCGCUCACAGAGAAGAGGGACUUUAAAACGUCUUUUUACAAAUGAUAUCAAAUACAAAAUAUAUUUUUUAAAUUUUUAAAAGUAUUUUGUAACGAUUUUUGAAGAUUAUAAAUUCAUUUUGAAUCGAUUGUUGAUUCAAAAUCGUAUUUUCAAAAACUGAUUCCUCUAAAAAAAGAGCCCUUCAUUAAAUAAUUUUUUUUAGCGAUUUUUGCAAAUUAUUUAGAAAUCUAUUUGAAAAUGUUUAAAAAUGUAUUUUUAUUCAUAUAUAAAUAUUUUUCUUUUCAUGAAUGUGAGUGUGAAUGUUGUCUGUCUAUCUGUGUUGGCCCUGCGAUGAGGUGGCGACUUGUCCAGGGUGUACCCUGCCUUCCGCCCGAUUGUAGCUGAGAUAGGCGCCAGCGCCCCCCGCGACCCCGAAAGGGAAUAAGCGGUAGAAAAUGGAUGGAUGGAUGGAUUUAAAAAAUAUGUUUUGUAUAAAUUUUUACAAAUUAUGAAUCGAUUUAGAAUCAAUUCUUCAUUUAAAAAAGUAUUUUAAAAAAUUGAGUAAUUUGAAAAAUAUAUAUUUUUAAAAUUAUGAAUCGAUUUAGAAGCAAUUCUCGAUUAUAAAAUGUCUUUUUACUAAUGAUAUCAAAUAUAAAAAUAUUUGUUUUUUUGUUUUUUUUUAAAUAAUGAUUUUUGAAGAUUUUCAAGUUGAUUUUGAAUCUAUGGUUGAUUUAAAAAAGUCUUAUAAAAAUGGAUUCCUAUCAAAAAAAAGGCCUUUCUUUAAAUAUUUUAUUCAAUUUUUUUAAUAAUUAAGAAAUCAAUCUGAAAAUGUUUAAAAAAUAUUUUUUAUUAAUGUGUAUGCAUGUGUAUUU